This is a messenger RNA of Aplosporella prunicola CBS 121167, 2670 nucleotides long. RefSeq lists its product as uncharacterized. The coding region runs from base 326 to 2455 and encodes 709 amino acids. Lineage: Eukaryota; Fungi; Ascomycota; Dothideomycetes; Botryosphaeriales; Aplosporellaceae. The transcript is spliced from 2 exons. The record is from RefSeq and is a predicted model, not a curated record.
CGCUUGCACAUGUACAUGUACAUGUACUCGCGUUCCCGUAGUUACGUGGUACGAAUCAGGGCCUGGGCUGCGGCUGCACGCGCGCGCGCGCCCAACACCGCUGCCGUUAGUUAUGUAUCGACGACCAGCGCAGCAGCAGCGCCGGGGGAGCUGCCAGGCUCGCAUGCUCGCGGCCUGUGGCACUAAGUCCUUUUGUAUCGGGCAUUUCUUUCUUCUCUUGCUUGGCUUUGCAGCCUGACGCGCGCGCGAGCAAGAGGGAAAAGAAGAAGAACAAGAGCAAUUGCAAAGGAAAGAAAAAGUUACCAUCAAGGCAGAAAGACACAGCAUGCUGGCUCCCAACACGGCUGUCCCCAACCACUCCGUCUGGACGGGCCUUGGACGCCAAACCUUUGAGGCCCACGUCGACGAAUUGGCCCGCACCAACGUCGUCGCCGGCCCCCGCCGCUACUCGCAUGCUGAAUGGCCCAAGGCGUCCCACGAAACCCUCUCUUUCGCCGUCGAGAGACAGCUGGCUGACGACUUCGCCUUUGUCGCCGCCUAUGAGCCCGGCCCCGCCUAUGUCACUACUGCCGCGCUGGAAAUCGCAACAGAUCCUGAGAGGCUUACCGUGCGGCUGGCCGCAAAUGAGGGUGUCAAUGCUUGCGUAGAGAGAGCCCUAAGGGAUAUCUUGGGCCACUUGAAUACGUGCGCUCGCAAAGGGACUAGUCGCGCUCGUUGCCAAGAGAGCAUCCUCGACACCAUCGUCCGCCUCAACGAGAACAAGAUCUUCGGCCGAAUCGGGUCCAAGUACUUCCAACGGCCAAAGAAUGCUCACGGCUGGAGCGGGAAGUCACUGAGUCUCCACUUCAAACGGGCCGUAGACGUGAUGAUCCCCGGCCGACCAACGCCGGAGGUAUCGGCGCUCAAGGACGAGAUCGAUUCCUUCCACAACACAUUCCUGGAGCUCGAAGCCGCAGACAAAGGCAGCAACCUGACGGUGCUGCUCAAGCGCCUGCUGGCAAAAGCCUUCUUGAUCACCGAGGACGGCGUGUCCCUGAGCCGCAGGCUGCAGGCCCUGGGCGCAUCGGUCGAGCAGUCCGACGCAAAAGAAAUCCGGCAGUUCAGCAAGCUCGCCAGCUAUUGGCGCAUUAGCCAAAGCCUGGCAUAUAGAUGUCGAUCAAGCCCGUUCCGCGGCCUCUUCCAAAAUGCCGACCUGGGGGUCCUGGAGCCCUACUCGCCGCUUCGCUCAGUGACAUCCAAGAGGCGCCGAUACGUGCACGCCGAGAUCCAGCUGCUCGUGCACUACGAGCGACACGCUGGUCUUGCGCGGCCGCGCGCAAUCGGCUCGUCCAAAGAAGCCUGCUUCCUCUGCGACGCGUUCAUCAAGGCGCACGGGCGCUUCGUGGUAUCCAAAGCGCACCGGCAGGUCUACUGCCAAUGGACGGUGCCCGAUGUCAAGGACUACAGCAGCGACACGCGCAAGCGCCUCCGCUCCGCCCUGCACGCUGUCGACCGCGACAUUGUCCAGGAAAUGAAAACCGUGCAGCUCCGGCGCGCCCAGAAAAUCCACUUGUUCCGCGCUUACCCCAUGCAGAGCACCAUCAACUUGCUCAAGGACGUCCUGCCCCCGCCCACCGUCUCCACCGUCCCGACGCCCGUCCCUGUGCCCGACAAGGCGCCGCCCAGAGACUCGGUUAUGGAGGGCGAUGAAGUCACCUCGGCUUUCUUGGCCUUGCCGGAGAAGCCUAUGGCUGAAGUCCACGUGCACGUCGUCACUACUCCCAUGAAACCGCCUGCUUCUCCGGUGAAAGCACCUACAAUCAUGGCAUCAAGGGUUACGCUUUUGCCGGACAUGGAGCAAAAAGCUGCUCCCGACGAGGGUGCGCCUUUGCCCGAUGCUGAAAGAAAACCCGCUCCCGAGGAGGUUGUACCGUUACCUGAUACCGGGCAAAAGAACGCAGCAGCCGAAGAGGUCGCGCUUCGAUCCAACACUGGACAGAAUACUGCCCCCGAUGCGGCUACUGUCCCUUUGCCAGAUGUUGGGCAGAAGGACGCGCCCGACAACUCGUCUCCAGCAGACGUUGUCCCGGCAGCAGCUUCCGCAGCACCUACGAUUGAUCAGCCAAGAGCGCUCUCAGAGGCCUCAAAAAGCCUGGACGAAGCCAAACAGCCUCCAUCUCAAGCGAGCGAAAGCGGAUUUUCGAAGAUCCUCCCCGCGGCACCGCUCUUUGCCAGCCUCGCCGGCCUGAACAUCCAGAUUCAUCUCGAGGAGGGCAAGCGCUUCUCGAGCGGAAGCGCCAGUCUGGAGCCAGCGGAGCAGGAGAAACCCGAGGGCGAAUGCUUCGAUGUGCGCAAACUGGCGCCGGGGGAGGAGAAGGUUUUUGAGCGGACGGGCGGGGACGCGCAGCCUGAGGUGGCGUUUGCUAUCAAUCGGGGCGGGAAGACGGUGAGGGUGCGGUGCCGAUGGUAUCCUUAAGCUGGAGGAAGUGGACGCGCAGUGUUGGGUUACCUGUUGCGGGCGCAUAGGUUCAGCUCAUGCUUUGGCAUUUUCGUUUUUCCGUCCAAAACCCGGGUUUCUCUUUCCCUUCGAUCUAGAUUGGAGGACUGUGGGCAGAGACAACGACUAUUGUCAAUAACAAACAUUCUCAGCAAGAGGGCGGUGUUCCAGAUAAAUGUUUCGCGGGCCGUUGA